This is a messenger RNA of Arabidopsis lyrata subsp. lyrata, 1642 nucleotides long. Its product is annotated as OTU domain-containing protein 6B. Lineage: Eukaryota; Viridiplantae; Streptophyta; Magnoliopsida; Brassicales; Brassicaceae. The record is from RefSeq and is a predicted model, not a curated record. The transcript has 2 exons. Gene Ontology annotation, molecular function: cysteine-type deubiquitinase activity. Gene Ontology annotation, biological process: protein deubiquitination. The coding region runs from base 508 to 1488 and encodes 326 amino acids.
UUUAAUUAUUAAUUUUUGCUGCUUUUGUCGCCUGAAGCGUAAACCCUAAAUAAAUCACUAAUCUUGGAUUCUUCUCCUUUGGAUCAAAGGUAUGAACUCGGAACCUCUCUCUCGCGUUUUUUUAUUUCAUUAUUUGAUAAUCGAACCAGUUACUUCAACUUGAAUUUUGAAGCUCUAGAUUUCUCUUAUAGAUGAACGAAGAAAGAAAAUCCCUUGUCAUCUGCUGCAUCAACUUUUUUUUUUGUUUUGUUUUGGUUCUGUAUAUCCUUUAGUGGUAGGUAUCAGUAAGUUUGGUGGAAUAUUGAAUUGGAAAACGGGUUUGGUCUGGUUUCUAGAGUUAUUGUGUACUUUGGAUUUAUGCUAAGUGUUGUUGUUGUCUUAAAGCCAACUUAGUCUUGAAUGUGUCUGAAGUCUAAACCAAAUUACGUGUUAGAUAACUGGGUUUGUGGUAUUCCUUGUCUUGACAGAUUUCUUUAGCUUCUUCUUCUAUUUAUUUAGGCUUCUUAAAUGGCAUCUGGAGAUAGUGUAUCCCAAGAAACCCCCAUUGAUGCUUCUCAGGAGCAACAUGAAACAGUUGAUGAGAUGCUUGCUCGCCACAGGCAAGAGAUUAAACAACUUCAGAACAAAGAGACAGAGAUGAAGAAGGUAGCCGCAAAAGGUAGCAAAGCUGAACAAAAAGCUAAGAAGAAGCAAGUCGAAGAAGACGUUUCCAAACUUUCCUCAAAGCUCAAGGAGAAACAGUUGAAAGAACUCGCCUCUCAAGGUUUUAGCAGCAGCAGCAGCACCGUUGCCAAGGACCAAACGAAUGAGAAAAAAGGAGACAUCGACACGUUAGUCAGAGCUAUAGCUGGAGUCUCAGUCACUGCUCAACAAGAGCACUCAAAGCCCAGCAAGAGCGUGAAGAGGCGCGAGAAACGGGCUAAGGAAGAAGCAGAUAGAGAGCAGAGAAUCAAAGAGGAGCAAAGCCAAGUGACAAGUGAUCGUGUGGUCGAGAACGCAAAGCUUGAGAAGAAGCUUAAACCAUUGGGAUUAACAAUCAAUGAGAUAAAACCAGACGGACAUUGCCUUUACCGGGCUGUUGAGAAUCAGCUUGCCAAUCGCUCAGGCGGUGCAUCUCCUUACACAUACCAGAACCUAAGAGAAAUGGCUGCUUCGUACAUGAGAGAGCACAAAACCGAUUUUCUCCCGUUUUUCUUGUCAGAGACUGAGGGCGACUCCAACAGUGGAUCUGCAGAAGAGCGGUUUGAGAAAUACUGCAGAGAAGUCGAGUCAACCGCGGCUUGGGGCAGUCAAUUGGAGCUUGGAGCGUUAACACAUUGCUUGAGGAAACACAUAAAGGUGUAUUCUGGGUCGUUUCCAGACGUUGAAAUGGGCAAAGAGUAUAAAUCCGGCGAUGACUCGAGUCUCUUGUUAUCGUAUCACCGACAUGCUUUUGGGCUCGGGGAGCAUUAUAACUCCGUGGUGCUCGUCCACAACAUCACCGGAUGAUGAACUUUAUCUCAAGCUAUAAGAAAAGUACUUUUGUAUCAAAAGUUUACUGAAAAUCUUUCUUCUUUAAUGUUUGUUGGAUUUGAGAGAGAACCAAUCUGUAACUUCAGUUUUUGAUUUGGUUACAAGGCGAAGCAUAAUCUAUUUCUACACA